This is a messenger RNA of Megalops cyprinoides (Indo-Pacific tarpon), 5964 nucleotides long. Its product is annotated as myocyte-specific enhancer factor 2A-like. Bases 533 to 2002 code for a protein of 489 amino acids. Gene Ontology annotation, molecular function: histone deacetylase binding; DNA-binding transcription factor activity, RNA polymerase II-specific; RNA polymerase II cis-regulatory region sequence-specific DNA binding. Gene Ontology annotation, biological process: heart development; positive regulation of transcription by RNA polymerase II; cell differentiation. The record is from RefSeq and is a predicted model, not a curated record. NCBI's taxonomy places the organism in Eukaryota, Metazoa, Chordata, Actinopteri, Elopiformes, Megalopidae. The transcript is spliced from 12 exons.
AGAAAGACCCAGGAACCAGAGGAGGCAGAGGGUGUGAAGUCAGGCCUCACAGGGGCGAGAAGGAAGCCGUCCAAAGCCAGCUGGUCUGGCUUUGAAAAGAGAGAGAGAGCGAGAGAGAGAGAGAGAGACAGAGGGAGGGAGAGUGAGAGGAGAGAGAGAGAGGUUGAAGCACUGCCCAUCGCUGGAAAAGCUCCUGAAGACCCUUCCGCUAGCAGCAGGUUCUGUGAAGGCAUACUUCGGGCAAGAGAAACAGGACUUUUUUUCCCUGGGAGCAGAGUGUGGCGAGAAGCUGAACGCAACGAGGAGACGCUGAAAGCCGAGGAAGAGAAGAAGAGGGGCUGGAUAUCGCUGGUCCAGCUGAGAGGAGAUCACUGCUUCGAGUGCUGGAUUUUGGAGUGGUGACGUGUGCAGAGAGCGAGAGAAAGAACAGAGCGUGUACGAUGUGCUAGAGGAGCGACGAGGCCUAGAGCUUUGGGAGUUUUUCUGAUAUUUUUGGGUGUCAGAGAGACCAAAGGAAGGAAGGAACGCGAAGAUGGGGCGGAAGAAGAUACAGAUCACGAGGAUCAUGGAUGAGAGGAACAGGCAGGUUACCUUCACGAAGAGGAAGUUUGGUCUAAUGAAGAAGGCGUACGAGCUGAGCGUACUGUGUGACUGUGAGAUUGCGCUGAUCAUUUUCAACAGCUCAAACAAACUCUUUCAGUACGCCAGCACUGACAUGGACAAAGUUCUACUGAAAUACACGGAGUACAACGAGCCCCAUGAGAGCAGAACCAACUCGGACAUUGUGGAGGCGCUAAACAAGAAAGAACACAGAGGCUGCGAUAGCCCGGAUCCUGACGCCUCUUAUGUCCUCACCCCUCACACAGAAGAAAAAUAUAAAAAAAUUAAUGAGGAGUUUGAUAAUAUGAUGAGAAAUCAUAAAAUCCCGACCGCUCUGCCCCAACAGAACUUCUCCAUGCAUGUGGCGGUGCCCGUAACAAACCCCAGCACCCUGUCCUACAACCCGGGCAGCUCCCUGGGCAGCCAGGCCCUGGCGGCGGCCACGGCGUCACUGAGCGACAGCGGGAUGCUCUCCCCUCCCCAGGGCUCCCUGCACAGGAACGUGGUGUCCCCUGGGGGCCCCCAGAGACCCCCCAGCACAGGCAGCACAGGUGGCAUGCUGGGUACUACAGACCUCACAGUGCCAAACGGUGCAGGCUCCAGCCCAGUGGGCAAUGGCUUCGUCAACCCGCGGGGGUCCCCCGGGCUCCUUGGAACUGCCAGCGGGAAUGGUCUGGGGAAGGUGAUGCCCACGAAGUCCCCGCCGCCCCCCGGGGGAAAUGUGGCGAUGGGCGGCCGUAAACCGGACCUGAGAGUGGUCAUCCCUCCGUCCAGCAAGGGCAUGAUGCCCCCCCUGUCGGAGGAGGAGGAAAUGGAAUUGAACACCCAAAGGAUAAGCAGCUCGCAGUCCUCCCAGCCGCUGGCCACCCCGGUGGUGUCUGUCACUACGCCCAGCCUGCCGCCCCAAGGCCUGGUCUACUCAGCCAUGCCCACUGCCUACAACACCGAUUACUCCCUGAGUAGCGCCGAGCUGUCCAGCCUGCAGGGCUUCAACUCUCCGGGGGGCCUCCCUCUGGGCUCCAUGUCGGCAUGGCAACAGCACCAGCUGGGGCAGGCUGCCCUCAGCUCGUUGGUGGGCGGUGGUCACUUACCUCAGGGCUCCAACCUCUCCAUCAACACCAACCAGAACAUCAACAUCAAGUCGGAGCCCAUCUCGCCACCCCGCGAGCGGGUGACGCCCUCCGGCUUCCUGGCGCAGCCCCCGCCGUCCGGCCGGCAGGACGUGGGUCGCUCGCCUGUGGACAGCCUCAGCUCCUCCUGCAGCUCAUACGACGGCAGCGACCGCGAGGACCACCGUGCCGACUUCCACUCCCCGCUCGGCCUGGGGCGGCCCCCGGCGGGGGGCGAGGGCCGCGAGAGCCCCUCCGUAAAGCGCAUGCGCAUGGACACCUGGGUCACAUAGAGCCGCCCGGGUGCGGGGGGGGGACGACCACCUGUCACACGCUAGUCUGGUUUCUGAGAGGGGUGACACGGGAUGGGUGGGGUGGGAGAGUUCAGGUCUCCUUUUUAUUCUAUUGUUAUUGUUAUUAUAUUAUUAUUAUUUAACUUUAUUUCAUUAUGUAAGUAGCAGAAUGGCAGAUGAAGAUUAAAAAAAGCCUAAAUUAAUCUAAAUUAAGUACAUUUCACACAUUUAAAAAAAGAAAGCAAAGUAAUAGAUCUGAAUUAUGUAUUCAAACAAAUGUCAUGAGGUACUCAAGGCAAAUUUGUCAAAGUUUGCAACAGUCCAAUGUUUAAAAGAAAAAAUAUACAAAAAAACAAAAACAUAGAUUAAUGUAGUCACAGGUUCAGUCCCGCACUUACUUUUUUUUUUUUACUGUCGUUCGCAAAUUUCAAACACAGGAAGUAAAGGGUUACCCUCUGGACGAGGUUACUUGCUGACUCUGCCCAGUGUGGGGUUCACAAAUGAAAUGGUGGGCCCUCCCUGCCUGGAACAUUGAUUUUUUUAAAAGCACAGAUUGUUAAGUUAUCACAUUUUCUUUUUUGAAUCAGAAAUUAUCUUAGAAUUACUACAGUAAUGAGCAAUACUAUAAGCAGAGGGGGGAGCUUGACUCUUCUGCUCUUCCAAGUAGAGGAGGAGGAGGAAGAGGAAGAGGAAGAGGAACACAAGGAGGGAAGGGUGGCAGUGUCCACUCAGAGGACACGCUGUCUUUUACAUGGGCAAUGCAGACAUUGAAUGGUAUCUGUGGUGGGUGAAAGAAUUGGCCCCAAACAUGAAAUGAGCAGAAUUUAAAAAUAUAAUUAUAUAAAAUUAAAUAUUAAUUUGAAGAAGUAAAAAAAAUAGAAUGAAAUGUCUAUUAAUUUAUAAUUGGAGAUAUUAUUGAGAGUUAUUCUGUACUGAAGAUGUAUCCAUAGCCUGUGUGUUGAGACUAGGUGAGAUAUUUGUCACAUAUAUUUUUUAUCGACAAACCUUUCGCUCAUUUGAACUGUCAACGAUGGAAAAGCAAAGGCCCUUGACCCAGUUUAAACAAAUCAUUUUAUUAGAAGCCAAAGUUGUAUGUUGAUUCAUUUUAUUUUGAAGAUAUGGGUUUUUGUUUCUUCGUAAAUAUGUUUCAUUUUAAUUUGAUUUUAUUUUUGCUUUAUUACAGAACAAUAAAAUGACAUGCAAGCAAGACGUUGAAACAGUAACUAAAGCCAUGAACACUUGCUGUUCUGUUUGUAAAUUUAAAUUUGAGCCAAACUUAUCUUUUUUUGUUUUGUAAAUAGCAACUUUAAUAUAUACCACCUUUGGUGUAAGUACGUAUGUAUUGUACCUUCACCAGAUUUAAGAAACAAAGUAUAUUUUUGUGGAUUACCGCCAAGUUUACAAGGCGAAGUCCUUAUUAAGUAGAGUAUUCACUGGUCAAUAUCUACUAUUUUGUUAAAUAUGCUGUACUUUCUUCAAAAUGAAAUAAUUAUCGUUAGUUUUUCAGAGGAUAGUGUCUGGGUCGUCCUCCCUUUAAUGGUGGUGAAUGUCUGUCCUUAAGAAAUCGUUAUAGCGGUGCUGUAAGGUUAAGCUUCACUGUAUCUUUCUGUAACAGAGAACUGUAAUGCUUUGGGAAAUCUGUGGCUCCAGGUAAACCUGAGGAAUUCUGUCUUACAACGCUUGUAUGAAGGUUUAGCCCGCAACUGCUGAAUACACUGCCUGUUCUAAAACCAGAGGCCACAUCUCAUUUGAAUUGUACUCAUGUCCAAUGAAAGGCACCCUUACACACAUAGACCCAAUCAGAUCGAUGGAUCUUAUACCUCAGUCCAAUGGAAUUUAUAGCCAAUAUUGACGACCCCAGCAAAACACUCUUCUGAGUCGACCUUUCUGUUCAAUACGUUAUCCAUCACGUUGAUAUGCACGCAAUUAACUGUCAGAUAAAAUGACUGCCGAAAAAAGAGAAAAAAAGCUUAUGUACACAAAUGUUCACUGUCUCAGUAAAGUUGUGAUUAUGUAGCAUAAAUUUAACCCUGUUUCUCUACACUUAUAAAACUUGAGAGGCUUCCAGUUUUCAAAACUGGAUAUAUUUGUGUCUGCUGUGCUCCUUGGACAGUAGAGAAUGUUAAAACUUUUACAGCACAGACAUUGCCGGCAGGAAGCGUUAGACUGCUGGGCACUGGAAAGAACAUUUUUCCUACUCUACUCCACAGCGUUUGGCUUUGUGUAUAUAAUAUCAGACCCUGCCAAAACCAAGGGGAAAUGUGCUGUGCUUUAAAUCUGUCGUGUCUGCACAUGUGUUCUUUGUUUGGAUCAUAUCGCUCUCUCCAUUCAGUGGCAAAAAGUCAGGGAAUUCAGCGGGUUAAAGUAGAAAAAUUCUCAAGAACAUGAGCGGACCUUACGUUAUGUCAGUGCUGGUUUGUGCUUGUAGACCUGCGUGAAUUUCGUUGCACAAAAAGCCCACCCCGCAUUUGCUGUCUGUUUCUUUGUUUCCUAAACCAUGUUGUGGGCAUUGCACAACACACUGCAACCCCACUCACUCGCUGCCAUCACCCCACUGCAGCUGACCAUAGCUGAUAACAAUCUAUGCAGUCUCCAGCCUAGCCAUUGACAGCUCCUCUGUGGUGUCACAGAGAGAGAAAGAGAGGUUCCUGGUGAACACAAUCAGGAGAGUCAUUGCAUCACUCUUCAACCUGGAUCGACUAGGCUUUAAAAUAGAGAACCCAGUUCCUUAGAAAUUGAGAACAAGACUGUUAUGACCCCUUGGCCCUUAAGAGUUUACCCGGCUGUUGCUGAUGUGGUUCAGAGGAGGACACAAGGAUAGCCAUUGCACUGCUAGUCGAAUUAACACUAACCUCAGUCCAGUCACUUGGUUUGAUGAGCAGGGUUUAUGGAAGGUCGAUAUUCUGCACACACACACGCAGGUAACUUCACACACCAUAUUUAUGUAUGCUGCAAAUAUGACCCUUCUGAUUAACUGUUGCAAGUAACAUUUACACCGCGAUCAUACCAGCAGAUAGUUCAGAGAGUGACAAGUUCAUUUAUCUCUCACCCCCAUUUGUGAUUAAAAUAAUCUGGCACAUUGUCUUUGCAACUUUGUUACAGAUAUUUCUGAUAAAUGUGUGAUCACAAAUCAUUUCAUUUUACCAACUAGCAAAAAAAGCAAUAAUUAAAUAUUUCAUGGAGAAAGUGUUGAUAAAAAAGUGGCAAACUGGAUAAAUAUUUCAAUUUGGAAUCAGGGAAUUAGCUUAUUUUCCUCUUGUUAGUUGUACAGUAAAAUGCCUUGUUCCAAAGAAUUGCUGGUAUUAUCGUUUCAGGACAAGUUGACCUCAUGCUAAUAUUUGGAUGCCACUCCAUCCCAGAUUUAACCAAUGAAAUCAUCCUAUAGAUCAGUAAAGCCUCCGUCCUCCACCAUACCCCCGUGUUGUUCAUACUAUACCGUGUGCACACAAGAAAUAUAUAGUAAAUAUAAUGCAAAUAUGUAGGCCUGUAUACUCUUCUGGGGUUUUGUGCUGUUUCAGAAAAUCGGACAUGGACAAAUUUGUUUGAAUGUGAAAGGGAUACACAGAAACAAAACAAAACUAAAAAAAAAAACCUUUGUAGAAAACUUCUUCACUUUGCUGUGCAAGAGUUCACUGCUUUGCUUCAUGGCUUUUAUAAACAGAACUAUGUAUUUGGUAAUUGUUUGUAGUUAAUAGUUCACUCGAGAAGCUGUUUGCGGUUUGGGGGCUCAAACCGUUUGGCACACAAGCUGGACUUUGUUGCCACGGAUGAAACGAGAUGUUUCAGAAAUCAAGAGAGAAUUUUAAGUUAAUCUGCGUUUUAUUUCCCUGAAUGUGUUGUUUUAUCUUCAUUAUUCAAUAAAUAUUAUAGUGAACUUUUUAUCGAAUGACAAAUAUGCUAGAGAUUGUUGUACAAAUUUGUAUUCUGCCUUCACAAGUAAAGAUAUUGGCUUUUACUGUGUA